AUGGAUUUUCUCUACGAGAAAAACCCACUGGCGGAUGUUGAAACGGCCGAUACCCGCAGUUUAGCCAGGGCAAUCGAUGCAGCGACCUGGUCGGCAUUUCUGCAAGUUCCGUUUGCUGAAUGGGUUUUGAAAGCAACUGGGCGCAACGCACAUGUGGUGGAUACGUUCCUUUGGUACCAUGAAAUGCUCAGCGUUCGGCUGUACUACCGCCUUCGACGGUGUUCAGAGGCGCAGAAGGUCAAAAACGACCUUCUAGAGAUCAUCUCCGAAGUAAACCCUUUUGCACGCUCGAUAAUAUCGAGCAGCAUCGAAUCGCUGAACGGACGGCUUGUGACCUCCGAUCUGAAUAUCGGCUUCAUCGUUGGACCUCUGCGUGUUCUCCCAACCGUUGACCUGACUCCGGACGUAUUGUACCUCCUGGAUAUUCGCUUUCAGCGGACUUAUCAUCGACAAUGGGAUUACGAUGAGAUGGCAGAGUUUCGAACUGACACCUCGCUUUUCCGCGGCAUUCGUCACACACCGCCUGGAUUACUAGCCAGUUCGAUGACAGAAAACGACCUGAGGUCCUUCCGCGACGAUUAUGCCCUCAUGUUCAUGGAGGACAAGGGCAUCCACAGGUGGCUCGAUGCCUUGGGUCACUCUUGGAAUCGUCGAUGUGAAGACGUUGCCGACGGUCUUCAAACUGACUUAAAGCACGGUGCUGCGUUAGUCGAACUUGCUGUAUGCUUAUAUGAACGUCGAAACUUUCACGGGUCGACUGCGAUAUUCUACGGUUUGAAGCAAGGUGGGUGGGACGACAAGAUGAUUCCCCUGCAGCUGUCGAGCAUUGUCAACUAUCGAGCGUAUCGCGAUGAGUUAAAAAAGGGCCCGGCAUUGCCAUUUGUGUUUCUUUCUAUCAAAGAGCUCCAGUUGUUGACUUACUGCCUCAGGCACCAUGGACCAUCCUCCCUGGAGUACAAAAAAAAUCUGCGGGGCGUAAUGUGUACAAUUGAAGAACUAUUCAUGUUUAGAUCUUACAUCGCCAACACAAGCAAGUUGGUCAUCCGUGCCGCUCCCUUGUAG
Molecule: messenger RNA, 1062 nt
Organism: Histoplasma mississippiense
Lineage: Eukaryota; Fungi; Ascomycota; Eurotiomycetes; Onygenales; Ajellomycetaceae
Exons: 4
Coding region: 1-1062 (353 amino acids)
Source: RefSeq, a predicted model, not a curated record